Messenger RNA from Rhincodon typus (whale shark), 1240 nucleotides. Its product is annotated as neurogenic locus notch homolog protein 2-like. The transcript is spliced from 6 exons. The record is from RefSeq and is a predicted model, not a curated record. The annotation marks the transcript as partial. Gene Ontology annotation, molecular function: calcium ion binding. Gene Ontology annotation, biological process: establishment or maintenance of epithelial cell apical/basal polarity; heterophilic cell-cell adhesion. Gene Ontology annotation, cellular component: protein-containing complex; plasma membrane. Lineage: Eukaryota; Metazoa; Chordata; Chondrichthyes; Orectolobiformes; Rhincodontidae.
AUGGUUAUACUCAAUGAUGCAAAAUUGUACAAAUGGGGUGACAAAGGAGAGACCUUCGAUCUCACUAUCUUCUUUGACUUCUCAACAGGUAAAAACUGCCAGCAUGUGGAUUCCUGUGCCUCUCAGCCAUGUGCUAAUGGGGGUAAAUGCAGCAGUUCAAGAGACAAUUACACUUGUAGCUGCCUCCCAGGCUACACUGGAUCCCACUGCCAGACUGACAUUGAUGAAUGCUCCACUGAGGUUCCGUGCCAGAACAGUGGGACAUGCCUAACUAUACCAGGAUCGUACCGCUGCCUGUGCAAACCAGGGUUCACUGGGACCAAUUGUGAGAGUGUUUAUGUCCCCUGCUCGUCAUCGCCAUGCAUGAAUGGGGGCACCUGCCGACCAAUCAACGAUGACCUAACCUACGAAUGCAACUGCCUGCCAGGGUUCAGUGGGAAGGACUGUGAGAUUAACAUUGAUGAUUGCCCUGAGCACAAAUGUCAGAAUGGUGGUACCUGCGUGGAUGGAGUGAACACAUACAAUUGUCGAUGUACACCUGAAUGGACAGGUCAGUUUUGUACAGAAGAUGUGGAUGAGUGUCAACUGCAGCCAAAUGCGUGUCAGAAUGGAGGAACCUGUUCCAACAACAUCGGAGGUUAUAACUGCGUCUGUGUCAAUGGUUGGAGUGGUGAUGACUGCAGUGAGAACAUUGAUGACUGUGCGGUUGCUAUUUGCAUGAAUGGGGCCACCUGCCAUGACCGUGUGGCAUCUUUUGUUUGCGAGUGCCCUGUUGGCAAAGCUGGUAUCUUCUGUCAGGUGGAUGAUGCAUGUGUUAGUAACCCAUGUCAUGAAGGAGCCACAUGUGAAACCAAUCCUCUAAAGAGCAGCUUCUUUUGUAGUUGUCCCCUUGGAUACAGGGGGGCCAUCUGUGAUGAGGAUAUCAAUGAAUGUGCACUGGGAGGCAAUCCCUGUGAACAUGGAGGGAAAUGUGUCAACACCAAGGGCUCUUUCCGCUGUGAGUGCGUCGUGGGUUACACAGGACCACGCUGUGAGAUGGACAUCAAUGAAUGUCUUUCUAUGCCAUGCCAGAAUGAUGCCACCUGCUUGGACCAGAUUGGUGAAUUCAAGUGCAUCUGUAUGCCAGGUUUUGCGGGGACACACUGUGAAUUGAACAUCGAUGAGUGUGAAAGCCAGCCUUGCCUAAACAACGGUGUGUGUAAGGAUGACGUGAACAGAUUCGCUUGCAAAUGCCCACCUG